Molecule: messenger RNA, 516 nt
Organism: Lathyrus oleraceus (garden pea)
Lineage: Eukaryota; Viridiplantae; Streptophyta; Magnoliopsida; Fabales; Fabaceae
Product: secreted RxLR effector protein 161-like
Exons: 1
Coding region: 1-516 (171 amino acids)
Source: RefSeq, a predicted model, not a curated record
AUGAAGUUAGAUUUUGACAUGACUGACUUGGGAAAGAUGAGACAUUUUCUUGGAAUAGAAGUGAUACAAUGUGAAGCUGGGAUAUUUAUUUGUCAAAGAAGAUAUGCUCAAGAAGUUCUAGCAAGGUUCAACAUGGUAAGCAACAACUCAAUAAGGAAUCCAAUUGUUCUAGGAACAAUUUUACCAAAAGUUGAGGAUGGCACUGAAGUAGAUGCUACGAUGUUCAAACAAGUCAUUGGAAGCCUCAUGUAUCUAACGGUAACUCGACCGAAUUUGAUGUUCGGAGUGAGUUUGAUGAGCAGGUUCAUGGAAAAUCAAAAAGAAUCACAUUGGGCUGCUACAAAAAGACUCUUAAGAUAUCUAAAAGGAACCACAGAGCACAGAAUAUUCUAUAAGAAUGAAGGAAUAAAAACAAGUCUUAUAGCUUAUUCUGACAGCAAUUACGCGGGAGAUUUAGAUGGUCGAAGAAGCACUUCUGCUUUAGUGUUUAUGAUAGGGUCUGGAGUUGUUUCAUGA